This is a messenger RNA of Daphnia magna, 3460 nucleotides long. RefSeq lists its product as uncharacterized. The coding region runs from base 955 to 2802 and encodes 615 amino acids. The transcript has a single exon. Lineage: Eukaryota; Metazoa; Arthropoda; Branchiopoda; Diplostraca; Daphniidae. The record is from RefSeq and is a predicted model, not a curated record.
GCUAACCAACUAUCUUUGCGUGGGGUACAAUCAAUGCGUAUAUUCAAGCAUGUCAUUCCAUCUCUGACAAACAAAAUUUCUUUUACUUAUCAUAAAAUAAUUAAUACGCAUAAAAUAAUAGGGAAGUUAUAUUAACAUUACCGUAGUAAUCCUUUAGUCCAGAAUUCUUCUCCUAUUCCGCCUCCUAUACUCUUCUUUCACUUCUUUUCCUUUCUUCAUAUUUUUCGCUUAUCUUUCACUUUACAAACAAUCAAAACGACUCCGUAAAACCAAAAGAAUGAUUUGUAAAACCAAUCAGUAAUGAUGUCGAUAUUUGAAUAUUUCAUAAAGUAAAGUUAUAGAAAACUUUCCAUAGAUUCGGUAUUUCGAUAAUGCCACUACAAUGUGCCACGCCCAAACGUCAGCACCAACGCUAUAGCAUUCCCCACACACCCACGCACUUAGUUUUACCGUUUCUUUUGCUCCCCUUUUCGUACGUUACCCGAUAAAAUGUGGAACUUGGACUUAGGAAUACUUCAAGGCCACCUACACACUUGCUAGUAUUUCACACCACCCUCCCCCCUCUGUUUCCGUGCAUACCCCUUUCCCAUGUGUUGGACUUAGAAAAUUCUCAACUUUGCAUAUGAUCAUUAAAUUCUUUUUCUCGCCGUACAUUUUUAAACGUUUCUUUUCUAUUCCCCUUGCCAAAUGAAUGUUUAUUUUUAAAUUCUUUCUUUUUAAUAAUAAUGUUUAGCUUCCCCUCUUUCCAAUAAUACUAAUUAAUUGUUGCAAUAUUGUUUCUCUUUAUACUUAAACAAAUUAUAAUAUGAUGCAUUUCAUUUCCGUAUCCUUUUGCCGUAGCGUAACUAGCAAAAAGCCGACGGAAAAUCUUUGACAUUUUUAAGCCUAGAAUAUGUUACUCCCAUUUUUAUCUUUUGCUACCCUUUUCAUUCUUUGAUUUUAUUUUUGUUUUGUAUGAAAUCCAUAAAAGUUUCGUCUAUUUUGUUUUAUUCCAUUAUUGUACGUACUAUUUUUCCCAAAAUUUUGUUUUGUUUUGUUUUGUUUAUGCCUAUAGAAAUGUCACCAUUGCCAUUUCUGCUACUGCUAAGCCUUUGCUGGAUUCGUCCGCAAGCCUUUGAAACAACCGUUUGCGAUUGCUCAGAGCCAUUAAGAAUGGGAAUUCUUCAAUUCUCUGACGCAAAUUGCCGGCCAAAAGAAAUUGACAAAAAUAAUGUUCAAGUGAAAUACGGUGUUUACAGUGAAGAACGGGCAGCAGCUCAUUUUCCGGGAUAUAUUUGCGCAAAAUGGAAAAACAUUAAACACACUACUGUGAGUUUUUUCGGCCAGGUAGUGAUUGUGCCGGACAAAAUUUCCAUCGAUACGACACCUUCAGAGUGCAACGACAUGAUUAACCAUAAAAAGUGCAACGGAAAUGAGAUGAAAGCUUCGGAUAAUAAAUAUGUAUUCGAUCACGAUCCAACACCUUUGAAAUAUUGGAUGAGUACAGUAACAGCACAAAUUACUAACUGCGUCCUUGAAAAAGUGCAACUUUAUCAACAAAGUGAAGACACUAACUUCCAGACACCUAUUGGCACAGCAUCCGCGACGGCAGGUAACUUGUCACAUUAUCAUUUAACAUUGGUAUGGGACACUACCUACACGCAUCACACGGCACCAAUCAACCGACUUGUUGAAUCUGGUGUCGGUACACUAACAAGACAGUUGGAAGGCGAAAAGUCGUUCCGUCUACAGGAUGACGACCAUCAAUUAGAUUUUCACUUAACUCUUCGAUCUCCUUGUCUCCCACUUCAACACAAUUGUACGAACUGGUACGGUACGAACCGUACAUCAGCCUACGAUGUCGUGGGUCAACCAAAAUUGUACAUUUUGACAGGAGAGAUGAAGGAGAAUUCUUCUUCAGCAUCAACAACGACAUCACCGCCACCUAACGCUGAAAUUUUCAGUAUACCAGCUAAUAUACAAUAUAUUCGCGAUCAACUCACCGAUCACGAGAAUGAAUUAGCAAGACUAAUUCAAAUAUUACAAUGUGAUUCCCGAAAGGCGAAACACGAACGAGCUAUCGCAGCCGCUCAAUAUAAUGGAUGGUUAGCGGCUUCCCAAUUAAAUUUACCCCAGUGCACGAAACUCCAAGCUUUGGGUAGAACGGCAGUUGUCAUCCAAUGCAAAGAACUAAAUGUCACAUUUGACACCGUGGUGACCUCUUGCGGUCCGCAACCAAAAUUCCAAAAUUUUACGAUAACCCUUGAUGGAUGGGAACUUGUAAAAUUUUCAACCUGUUAUUGGACCAAUGGAUUUGUCAACUUUAAUGGCAAACCGUACGCAUUCCGUAAUAACACCUGGAACCCAAUCGAGGCAAAUAUUAUUUUACCGGAGCAGUCACUAGCCCACUCCUUUCGUUACGAAGAUGUCAAAUUUUCUGAUUACGAACAUCGCAGCAACCCAGCAUACAGUGAUACCAUGCUUAACCACAUGAAUAUCAUGGCCGAUAUUGCGGCAGCAAUGAACGAACACUCACAAGAUAUAUCUUCGGUACACGAAACAUUGAGUACCUCCAAUGUUUUGAUAACAGCAUCCAAUGUCGGGACCUACACCAGCUGGUGGGUAAAACUGAAGGAUUAUUUUUACAUCGGUUUACUCUGUGUUUCCGGUGUGGUCCUCAUGCGUAUCUGCUAUUGCUUGGGAUUUUUCGAAAUGAUUCGGAGUCUAUGCUGUCCCAAAUGGAAAACUUCGACCACCGCAACUUCCGGAUCUUUCGAAUUCAAUGAGAGAUUACGGGACGUAAUCUCACGCAACCGGGAGUGAUGUAACGAAGCCAUCUAAAUAUAUAUACCUUUGCAGAUACCCACAAUAUGAUCUAUUUGCUUAUGCUUAUUUUAUAUUCACAUUAUAUUCUUAUUCACUAUUACAAACGUAUUUGCUAGUUGCUUCAUGUGCAACCAUGUUGACCUAGAUAAAACUUCCGGGUUCUGACUCACGCGUGUGACGCACCUACGCGUCACGAACAUCACGCCACAUGCGAAGAUGCGACGUUUCAUGGUGAACCCACUUUCUGACAAGAGUCAGACAAGUAUCAGCUUGCAAGACGUUCAGUCGCCUUUAGCUUGAAUUGUCACUCUUGAACAGUAGACUUUUAUCUUGAUGUGUUAGCUUAUUCAUUUUAAUCCAUUAGGUAUUCCUCCAACUUUUUUUGUUCUUCUUUCCUCUCCGAGCGUUGUGUGUAUUCGAAUUAUCUUCUCAACACGUACUCCAAAUACUAUACGUGUCGGCAAGUAGUAUUGUUCCCCGUUUUUCUUCCAUUAUUCCCUCACGUUUGUACGCCCGCGCUAACACGGUAAGAUCAAAUUACUUUGUCUCGAAUCUCACGCUCAGUUUCCCAAUUGGACUCACGUCCAUGUAUCCCUACUCGUUUUGUAAACCUUUGGCCUCAGCUUAGUAAUACAUAAUCAUCAUUGUGGGUAAA